This is a messenger RNA of Carassius carassius (crucian carp), 2693 nucleotides long. It is a transcript of the gene cdh2, whose product is annotated as cadherin 2, type 1, N-cadherin (neuronal). Gene Ontology annotation, cellular component: cytoplasm; catenin complex; plasma membrane. NCBI's taxonomy places the organism in Eukaryota, Metazoa, Chordata, Actinopteri, Cypriniformes, Cyprinidae. Gene Ontology annotation, molecular function: calcium ion binding; cadherin binding. The transcript has 16 exons. Gene Ontology annotation, biological process: regulation of synaptic transmission, glutamatergic; calcium-dependent cell-cell adhesion; brain development. The annotation marks the transcript as partial. The record is from RefSeq and is a predicted model, not a curated record.
CGCGAGCGAGCGGAGCCUCAGUACCAGACCGAGAGCAGCACGGAUCGGUGCCAGAGAAAGACGGAGGAACGAUUCUGUCGCUAUAUGCCGCCGCUACCGCACGGAACAUUAUAACGCAGCGGGAAACGGCCAACUCAAUCUGUUUAUUCAUAAAGGACGGAAUUUAAACGAUGUACCGCUCGGGAGGUGUGAUGCUGGGGCUUCUCGCCGCUCUGCAGGUGGCGGUCCAGGGCAUGGGGGCGAUGCCGUGUCAGCCGGGUUUCACUGAGAACAAGUACAACGUCAUGACCGCCGACGUCAUCACCAAGGGACAAGUUCUGCUCAAAGUGGAUUUCGUAGACUGUGGCAGAGGUUCUGGCUUGCGUUUCGAGAGCGGAGACCCUGCAGAUUUCCGGAUAGAGGCAGAUGGGACGGUUUUUGCAACACGAACCCUGCAGCUAUCUGACAGGAAGGGGCGUAGCCUGGAGAUUAAGGCCAAGGACGUGAAGUCUCAAGAGGAAUGGCUGGUGCACGUCAACUUCACCCAACCCAAGCAGGUGCCAGAGAUACUGUUUCCGUGGCACAGUGUUGUUGUCAAGGGCGACAGCAGUGUGAAUCGCGUGAAAAGAGACUGGGUCAUUCCUCCUGUCAAUGUGCUUGAGAACUCCAGAAAACAAUUCCCUGAAGAGCUUGUGAAAAUCCAGUCGGAUAAGGACAAGAGUAACACACUGCGCUAUAGUGUGACUGGACCAGGAGCCGACCAGAACCCCACCGGCUUGUUUAUCAUCGACCCCAUUACAGGAUACCUGUCCGUCACCAAACCGCUGGACAGAGAACACAUCCCAAAUUUCCAUCUACGUGCUCAUGCUGUAGACAUCAAUGGGAACCAGAUGGAGAACCCCAUUGACAUUAUCAUCAAUGUCAUCGAUAUGAACGACAACCGGCCCGAGUUCACUCACCAGAUCUGGAACGGAACCGUGGAUGAGGGCGCCAAACCAGGCACAUUUGUAAUGACAGUGACCUCCCAGGAUAAGGAUGACCCAAAUACAGCCAAUGGGAUGCUCAGGUACAAGAUCCUCUCCCAGACCCCAGAGAGCCCCUCCUCCAACAUGUUCACUAUCAACAACAAGACUGGCAAAAUCAUCACUGUAGCUGCAGGUCUAGAUCGUGAGAAGGUGCCUCAGUAUACCCUGAUCAUUCAGGCUACCGACAUGGAGGGAAACCCCACCUAUGGUCUGUCCAACACCGCCACUGCUGUCAUACGCCUGCUGGAUGUCAAUGACAACGCUCCAGAGUUCACCCGAGAGACUUUCCACGGUGAGGUCCCAGAGAACCGUGUGAAUGUGAUAGUGACGAAUCUCACCGUGACUGACAAAGAUGAACCGGGGACUCCUGCCUGGAAUGCAGUCUACCGGAUCAUAUCAGGGGAUCCAACCGGACGCUUCUCCAUCCCUACUGAUCCCGUUACCAACGAAGGCCUAGUCACCGUCGUCAAGCCAAUUGAUUUUGAGAUGAAUCGAUCAUUCAUGCUGACGGUUGUCGCUGAAAAUGAGGUGCCACUGGCGAGUGGGAUCCAUCGCACCCGCCAGUCUACAUCCACCGUUUCCAUACGUGUCAUCGACGUGAACGAAAGCCCAAAUUUUGAGCCCAACCCCAAACAGGUCAAACUGGAGGAGGGACUUCCACAGUGGUCGAUGCUGACGGCUUUUACAGCUCAUGACCCAGACAGAUACAUGCAGCAGACUAUUAGGUACUCUAAAUUGUUUGACCCUGCCAACUGGCUAGAGAUCGACCCCAACAAUGGACGAAUUUCCACCAUUGCUGUCUUGGACCGAGAGUCUCCAUAUGUCAAAAACAACCUCUACAAUGCCACAUUCAUGGCUGCUGAUAACGGUGUUCCCCCUGCGAGUGGGACGGGUACUCUACAGAUCUACCUGCUGGACAUAAAUGAUAACGCACCUCGAGUCUUCCCUCAAGAAACAGAAGUGUGCGAACGCCCUGAACCCAAUGCGAUCAAUAUCACAGCCGUAGACGGAGAUCUCAACCCCAACGCUGGGCCCUAUGCUUUCGAGCUGCCCAACCGACCCUCAGACAUCCGCAGGAAUUGGACACUGACUCGAAUCAGUGGCGAUCAUGCUCAGUUAAGUCUGAAGAUUAGUUAUCUGGAAAGCGGGAUAUACGAGCUGCCCAUCAGCAUCACAGACUCGGGUAACCUGCCCAUGUCCAACACCACCUACCUGCGCAUCAAAGUGUGCCAGUGCGAUCAUCACGGUGACUGCGUGGACAUGGAACGUAUCAUGGCAGCUGGGCUGGGCACCGGAGCCAUCAUUGCCAUACUUAUCUGCAUCAUCAUUCUGCUGGUGCUGGUGUUGAUGUUUGUGAUGUGGAUGAAGAGACGGGAUAAAGAGAGACAGGCCAAGCAGCUGCUGAUCGAUCCAGAGGACGAUGUGCGAGACAACAUACUCAAAUACGACGAGGAGGGCGGCGGAGAGGAAGACCAGGACUAUGAUCUGAGCCAGCUGCAGCAGCCCGAUACUCUGGAGCCAGACAUGAUCAAGCCCGUCGGGAUCCGCCGGCUGGAUGAGCGACCGAUGCACUCCGAGCCCAACUACCCCAUCCGCUCGGCCGCACCCCAUCCCGGAGACAUAGGAGAGUUCAUCCACGAGGGUCUCAAGGCGGCCGACACCGAUCCCACGGCCCCUCCGUAUGACUCC